This is a messenger RNA of Vitrella brassicaformis, 2888 nucleotides long. The record is from the annotation of a GenBank genome assembly. NCBI's taxonomy places the organism in Eukaryota, Vitrellaceae.
GGAAAAGAAGCGAAGAGAACCGAGGCAUACGAAGCAGACGCUCCCUCAGUGGUGUCAGGCAAGAUCCCGAGAAGGCCAUGUUUUCCAAGAUCUUUGGGAGAGGCCGCAAGGCCACAGAUCAGGUCAGGAUGAUGAUAAAGGGCACGCAGCACAUACGAGCAUCAUCACUGAGCCAGACACAGACCGUUUCCCUGCUUCGUGUUGCGACCUGCAGGCCACAGCAGAGGACACCGAGACGAAGGCGUCUGAGGCUGCCGCUGCCGUGCCUCCCACUCCCCCGUCGGUUGCCGAGGCGCAGCCCACCCCCGAGAGCGCUCCUGAUGCGACCGAGAGCGCCCUGCAGCGGGACGAGGGUGACGCGGGCAUCCCUGCGACGUCUCCUGAGACCGAGGAGGCCGGCGCGACCGAUGAGGCUGCUGCACAGCCACAGUCGACCCGUGCGGCCGAGGCUGAGGAGCCGCCCGCAGAGGACAAGCAAGGUGAGGUGGCCACCCCAGCACCACCACCGCCAGCACCAGCAGCAGAGCCACCACCAGCUGCAGCUGCAGCCGUCGAGAAAGCCGCGGAGGAGAAACAGGAAGAGGUGGCAGAGGUGACUGCUACCGUCGAGCAGCCGCCCGCUGAUGAGGGCGAGGCGAAGGAGGAAACGCCCGCUGAGGCCGGGGCCGAGGUCGAGGAGGAGGCGCCGAAGGAGAAAGACAAGGAGGAGGAGGAAGAGGAGGAGGAGGAGCCGGCCCCUGCUGCUGCCGCUGGUGGUGCUGCUGCUGCGAUGCUCGCUGCUGAGGCCGAGGGUGGGACACCCAAGCCGAUGGAGGGGCGUGUGCUGACCGAGGACGAGUUUAAGCGCGGCGAGACCAUGAGAACCAUCGACAACCUCCAGACGGAGAUACAGGUGCGUGCUGUGAUGCGGACCGUCAUGGAAGGGGGGCCCUGAAUGGCUCUGGUUGUGUGUGUGGCUGGGUGCGUGUGUCAGGCGUUGCACACCGAGUUGGAAGAGGAGAACCGUCUGCACGAGCAGCGCAACCAAACCUGCGACCAGCUCAAGACCAUCGUCAAGACACUCAUGGAAAUGCGCAACCAGGUAAGGUACACACACACGCUACACAAGCCACCGACCCACCGGGCCACUCACUCUCUCACUCACUGGUCUUUGUUACCCGCCAUCUGUCUGAAGGUUGACGAGGGCAACAAGGACGUGGCCAUUCCCGACCUCGAUGAGCUCUUCAAGGAUAUCGACCUCACCGUCGGCACCGACACAACCACCAUGACCCACCAGACCGACAGGAGCGCCAUGCACAGGCAGAGACGCAGAAGACCAAACCGCAUGAGGGGCGGCGGCGGCAGUGGUCGGCACGAGAGGGCAGGUGGUGAGGAGGACGAGUACUACGAGGAGGCGGCGCCCGAGGCCGCCCCCCCCGACGAGGAGCCAUCACACGAGGCCAACGGACCUGAGGCAGCAGGCGGCGCAUCGGGCCGAGCCGGCGCCAACCGACAGCGACAGAGAAGACGUAGGAGCGGAAGUAAAGGUACCUACCCACGGCAGCCAACCAACCCUGCAGCACUAUCACCUCACUCAACUGACCGUGUCUGUCUCAUCCUUCCUUUCAUUCUUCUCUCCUAUCAGGUCAGCAGGGUGGCGCCGAGGGUGCUGCUGCGGAGGUCUCCCCGGCGAGCGGCUCUCGCAUCGGCCCCGGCGUCAAGAUCACCCCACAGGGCGCCGCACCAGCCGGCGGUGGUGGCGGCAAGCAGCGAGGAGGCGGGCAGCGCAACGGCCCCCCUUCUGCGCUCUUCUCCCGGGCCAUGGUGCAGGCCAAUGCCAACGCCGAGGCCAGGCAGGGUGGUGGUGGUGGUGGUGGUGGGAGACGGCCGCUGGUGGUCGUGGACGAAGGGGAGGGGGGGAGAGGGGGCCGCAAGGGAAGUGGUGCUGGUGGUGGGGGUGGAGGUGGAGGCAAGGCUGAUGUGCACCCUGAGGCUGAGUCGAUCCGACAGCAGAUGAGGGACGCCACCAACGAGGACGGGCUCAAGGAAGCCAUCAGACGGGUGAGUGCAGUCUAGCGCGACACAGUACUUAGUGAUGAAUGGAUGGAUGAAUGGAUGAAUGGAUGGAUGGCGUGUUGUCUUGUUAUGUGUGUGUAUGUAUGUGUGUGUCGAUCAGGCAAAGGAGCUGAAGCUCGACCAUGAGGUCAAGUUGGCCGAGAGGAAGCUGCAGAAGUUCCAGGAAGGCGGAGCGGGAGGGGGGGCUGCAUCUGCUGCAGGGGAGGCGCCCUGAUGCGCCGUGGAGCAUUCCAUGCAUUAUGUGUGGUGUGUGUACACAUACACAUACAUAACUGAGACAGGUUUUCAAUCCUCGGGUCGGUGGGGGCUGUGAUGCUUGGCUGAUGCCUUAAUUGCUACGUCCUUGUGUGAGGUGUGCGUUUCGUGUUUUCACUCGUCUGCCUCACGUGGAUGGGGGUCAGUCGGCAGCAAUGGAUGAGCAUGCCAUUGACGCCAGCUCGCACCCAGCCGCGUAAGGUGGACGUGUGAAGACUGUCGGGUCACGCCCAGUCCAUCACAAUGGAGACAGUGUGCGCCUCCACUGGUCGUCUCUCCCUCUCCCUCUCCCUCCCUCCCUCCCUCCCUCCUGUUGCUGACUUACUUGCUCUUUGUGUUGAGUGCGCUGUCUGUAUGUGUGUGGGUGUGUGUGUGCGUCAGUGAGCCGAUUUGAAUUCGUGUCAUGUGAUGUGUGUGUGUGUGUAUGUGUGUGGUGUAUGUGAAUGCAUCAUUCGGUCAGACUAGUGAUUUCAAAGCACACACGGUAUUGAUAUAUCUAGUGUCUGCCUUCGGUCGGCCGAGCCAUUGAUUGCUGGGGGAUGAACGGGAGAAUGAAUGAAUGAAUGAAUGGUGUGUGG